This is a messenger RNA of Neurospora tetraspora, 1512 nucleotides long. RefSeq lists its product as uncharacterized. The record is from RefSeq and is a predicted model, not a curated record. Gene Ontology annotation, cellular component: Golgi apparatus. The transcript is spliced from 4 exons. Gene Ontology annotation, molecular function: antiporter activity; GDP-fucose transmembrane transporter activity. Bases 122 to 1300 code for a protein of 392 amino acids. NCBI's taxonomy places the organism in Eukaryota, Fungi, Ascomycota, Sordariomycetes, Sordariales, Sordariaceae.
AUCCCACCCGACCCGUCUUUUCGACCGUCGCUGCAUUUCGCAACUUGCAACUUUUCCCUUUACCUACCGGACCACCCGCCUGUCUUUUUCUCACCACAUCGACGUAAUUCAGUAGCACACCAUGGCCAACAAGAGGAACGAAGACAUUGAGUUGGGCCCCGUCGAGGGUCGGGGUUCGACCGACAAGGACCCUUUCCUGGCCAGGAGGUCAUCUUCGCAGCCAACCCGCCCUCAACAAGUUGGUCCUUUCGGCGGCUACUUCGACAAGAUUGACCACAGCCCCGGUGCCUCGAUUCUCGCCUACUGUCUGUCGUCGAUUUCUAUGACGGUUGUCAACAAAUACGUUGUGUCCGGCAGUGAAUGGAACCUCAACUUCUUCUACCUUGCUGUGCAGUCUCUGGUCUGUACCGCUGCCAUCCUGAUUUGCAAGCAGUUGGGCAUGUUCCAGAACCUCGCUCCUUUCGACUCGACCAAGGCAAAGAAAUGGUUCCCUAUCUCGCUGCUGCUCGUGGGUAUGAUCUACACCAGCACCAAGGCGCUCCAGUUCCUCUCCGUGCCCGUGUACACCAUCUUCAAGAACCUGACCAUCAUUGUCAUCGCCUACGGUGAGGUCCUCUGGUUCGGCGGCAGCGUCACCCCCAUGGCUCUGCUCUCCUUCGGUUUGAUGGUCUUCAGUUCCGUCAUUGCUGCUUGGGCCGAUAUCCAGGCCGCCGUCGAGGGCGUUGGUCACACUGCCGAGGCUACCGAGGCUAUCUCCACCUUGAACGCCGGAUACGCGUGGAUGGGUAUGAACGUGUUCUGCACCGCCGCGUACGUUUUGGGCAUGCGCAAGGUCAUCAAGAAGAUGAACUUCAAGGACUACGACACCAUGUUCUACAACAACCUCCUCACCAUUCCCGUCCUGAUCGUCUUCUCCCUGCUCUUCGAGGACUGGUCCAACGAUAACUUGAUCAAGAACUUCCCCGUCGAGACGCGCAACAGCCUCUUCAUCGGCAUGAUUUACUCCGGUCUCGCUGCCAUCUUCAUCUCGUACUGCUCGGCCUGGUGCAUUCGCGUCACCUCCUCGACCACCUACUCCAUGGUUGGCGCCCUCAACAAGCUUCCCAUCGCCGUCAGCGGUCUCAUCUUCUUCGACGCCCCCGUCACUUUUGGCAGUGUCACCGCCAUCUUUGUUGGCUUCGUCUCCGGUCUCGUUUUCGCUUGGUCCAAGACUCGCCAAAAGGUCUCCCAGAUCCUGCCCACCGCUCAGCCUACCAUGAGCGCUAGCGCGGCCAGCAACAGGGAUGCGGCUAAUGCUUAAUUUUACGAAUCGGUGCAACGAUGAGUAUAGAUGUGCUGAGCGAAGCGCGUUGCAGCCUCGUGGCGGGGAAUCUGACAGGCUGUUCAAGCCCGAGUUUUGCGUGGAUGCAGCACUGAUGGUGUUUUGCCCGCUCGGCCUCGGCUCCUCCCCCCCUUCCCGCCUUUCCCAGGCGCUGGACAAGAAAUGGGCUUCGUUGCAGAGGGGAAAUAACU